GUGAGAUUGGCUGAGAUAAAAAAUCGGGCAUUUAAAGCCGCUCCUUUUCCCGCGAGAGUUUAGGGUUUCAGGAUGAAAGCACCGCUGCACCAGCCCCCCACCUGUAAGACGUAGUGACGUCAGGGGUCUCGAGAAGCCUUUUGUAAAUACUCUGGGUCCUGCCUUCUCUCAAUUGGAUUGUACUAUCGACAUCCAUGAGGGCGCUUUGCCGAGCUUCAAAUCCAAUUAGGAAACAACUUUGUUGCAUUCCCUCAAGUCACACUUAUUAUGCUAAGUGCGAGGCAUAUAGUAAUUUGGAAAAUGGGCAACACCAACAUUCAAAAGAACAUCAUAGUAAUAGAGGUUUCCAUUCGAAAAGGCCCAUUUCUCCUGGAGUAUUUCACCCUCCAGUGGCUUUAAUUGUGGGCAGGAGCCUUUCUUGUCAGGUUCGAGCUGAUUAUAGUGACAAGGAUGAUGACUUGGAGGAUGGGUUUUCUGACCUUGAUGUGCCUCCAAAAUCCGACAUGCCUGAGGAACUUUUGAAUAAGGAAGAUGAAUCAGAAUCUGGAGGUGAUAAAUCCAGUGAAAAUGUUGAUGAAUCUGCUGAGCUUGCACCUGGUUUGUUUGACAAUGAAGCUGAUUAUGGUGAAAAACAUCUUGGCAAGAAGGGUCACAGUUCCCCACUUUUCCAGGUUAUAAUGGAUUCUCCUCGCCCUUCUUUAAACAAUGCCCUUGAUAAGUGGGUUGAAGUAGGUAACUGUUUGGGACGAGGUGAAAUUUCACUUGCAGUACUGAAUCUGAGAAAGCGCCAGUUGUAUGGAAAGGCCUUGCAGUUUCUGGAAUGGCUGGAAGCUAAUAAACACAUUGAACUCGGGGAACGUGAUUAUGCAUCUCGUCUUGAUUUAGUUGCCAAGGUGCAGGGCCUUCAAAAGGCAGAAAAGUACAUUGAAAAAAUUCCUCAAUCCUUGAGGGGUGAGAUCAUUUACAGAACACUUCUGGCCAACUGCGUCACUGCUGCUAAUCUCAAGAAAUCAGAGGAAGUGUUCAAUAAAAUAAAGGACCGAGGUUUCCCCAUCACAACCUUCGCAUGCAACCAACUUCUAUUACUUUAUAAAAGGGUGAACCGGAAGAAAAUCGGCGACGUCCUCAAAAUGAUGGAGAAGGAAGAUGUUAAGCCAUCUCUCUUCACAUACAAGCUUUUAGUGGACACCAAAGGCUGUAUACAUGAUACACAGGGCAUGGAAGAUGUAAUCACGGCAAUGAAGGCCGAAGGUCUUGAGCCUGAUUUCUCCUUGCAAGCCUUAGUUGCCAAGCAUUACAUCUUUGCUGGGCACAAGAAAAAGUCUGAGGCUACCUUGAAGGAGAUGGAAGGGGAUGACAUUUGCACGAACCGCAAUGCUUGCAAAUCUCUUCUUCCCCUAUAUGCCGCGCUCGGUAAGGCCGAUGACGUAGAAAGAAUUUGGAAAGUUUGUGAACAUAAUCCCCGAUUAGAGGAAUGUUCUGCGGCAAUAGAGUUGGGGCAAGUUGGGCAAGCUUGGGGCAAGCUUGGCAAAGUAGAAGAUGCUGAGAAAGUUUUUGAGAAGAUGAAUAAAUUGUUCAAGAAACUUUCUUCUAAAUACUACAAUGUACUUUUGAAGGUGUAUGCUGAUCACAAGCUGCUAUCAAAAGGGAAAGAAUUGGUGAAGAGAAUGGCGGAUGGCGGGUGUAAGAUUGGACCUUUGACUUGGGAUGCCUUAGUCAAGCUCUAUGUUGAGGCUGGAGAAGUCGAGAAAGCUGACUCUAUUUUGCAGAAGGCGUCGGAGCAGAAUCAAAUAAAGCCACUUUAUUCAACGCAUAUAUAUUUGCUGGAAAAAUAUGCUGAAAGAGGUGAUGUUCACAAGGCCGAGAAGAUUUUUCACAGUUUGAGGGAGAUUGGUUAUGCUGGUAGGAUGAGGAAGUAUCAGUUGUUACUUCAGGCCUAUAUAAAUGCAAAGGCACCAGCUUAUGGAUUUAGGGAGAGGUUGAAAGCCGAUAAUAUUUUAGUUAACAAGGGCUUUUUUGCACAAUUACAUGCUGUUGAUGCAUUCAGAAAGUCACCAAUUUCGGAAUUGCUUGAGUAAGUUCCUUCACUAUCUCAGCACUUUGAAGCAGAGAAACUGGAGUCAUGUAGUGGUUUAGAUCUGUUAUGGAAAUUGAUAUUUAUUAAUGAAUUUUGCUAAAUAGGUUUCCUUUAAUGACUGUCAUUGAAACUAUGGUAUAUUUGCUAUUCUCA
Molecule: messenger RNA, 2230 nt
Organism: Phalaenopsis equestris
Lineage: Eukaryota; Viridiplantae; Streptophyta; Magnoliopsida; Asparagales; Orchidaceae
Product: pentatricopeptide repeat-containing protein At1g80270, mitochondrial-like
Cellular component (GO): mitochondrion
Molecular function (GO): protein binding
Source: RefSeq, a predicted model, not a curated record